Molecule: messenger RNA, 1021 nt
Organism: Cajanus cajan (pigeon pea)
Lineage: Eukaryota; Viridiplantae; Streptophyta; Magnoliopsida; Fabales; Fabaceae
Source: RefSeq, a predicted model, not a curated record
AUAUUUUGCAUGGAAAAAGGGUCCUCAAUGGAUAUUUUGAGGCCCCAUUUACGCCCCAACUAAAAUUAUCAUCUCCAAAAAUAUCUUUCCCACACCAACCCUUACAAAUAUCCACGAACCCACCAUUCCUACGAACACCCUUUGAUUGCGCAAGAAUUGAUGGAGUGCUACACCAGGCCAAACAGGAGCGACAUUCAUCUCUCACCAGAGGCACAAGCCUCCAUAGAGGCACAAACUAGAGACUACUUUGAUGGGGUUCUUCCAAAACGCCACACUAAGCCUCAACGUAGUGAGUAUUCUACAAAAUAUGUGGAUUCUUUGAAUAACAAUGGCCAUGACUCUUCUAUUCCAGAAUUGUUACACUUUCAGCGCCUUGAGAAUGAUCCCCACGAGAAGAAAUUGGUAUGCGAUGGAUGUCAAGUAACAGAAGAAUUUGUGGAAACAGAAUAUUACAAAGAUCUCAACAGCGUGGACAAACACCACCACACGACGGGAACAGGAUUUAUCAAAGUAGAGAAAAGUGGAAAAAGCUUUCACAUAGAACCAGAUAAUGACACUGGCUGUCAUCACUCUUGCAAGUGCAAUCCUGCAACCAAUGACUGGGUUCCUGCUCCUUCCACUGAGGUUGGUUUCAAUUCAGACAAACCUAACAGGAGUGACAACUAGAAAUGGAGGAGUGGCUGCAUCAAGAUAUUAAUAUCUCAGCUUCAUUUCAGAUCGUGGUGUUUGAAGUUUCUAUUUAGAUAAAUUUAAAUAAAAAAACUUGUGAUUUGGAAUUCAAUGUUACUGUGUUUGAGAUAUGGUAGUAGUUUUAACAUGUCUAUAUUGUAUCCUUGAUGUCUUAGAUUUCUGGACAUGUCUUAAGUUUGUGAUGCAUUAAUGUUUAUGAUGAUGACAUGGAAACAUGGUCAUUUCAUUAUGUGAUAUGUAAGUGAUAUAAAGUUGAGAAUGUGCUUAGCAUGUAAACACAAGAUUCAUUCUCUAGCAUUGAAAUUAAUUACAAAUUUUGAUGUUUAAUCUA